AUGUGGCAGUCGGACUACUGCGACUGCUUCCAGGAUAUGGACUCGUGCUGCUGUGGCUGCUUUUGCCUCACCUGCGGUGUCAUGCGCAACAAGGCAUGGCUUGACGCUGAGCCGUUUGGCGGAGGCGACAUCUGCAUCGGCAUCGGCAUGUACCUCCUCAAUGGCCUCUACGGCCUUGGCUGGCCCGUCACAUGGUGGUGUGUGUACCAGAACCGCAAGCGCAUCGUCGAGCGGUACAACAUCCUCAACUCGCGCGGCAUGCCCGAGCUCGAGUGCAAGGACUACUGCUGCCUCGUCUGCUGCACCCCUUGCGUCGUCUGCCAGCACGUCCGCGAGCUCGAGCUCCGCGGCGCCCGCCCGCAGAUACUCCCGGGCAAGAUCUCUGAGAUAGUAGCGGGCGAGCUGUACCUCGGCAACCAGUCUGCCUCGCGAGACUGUAAGCUUCUAUGCUUGCUGGGCAUAACGACGGUGGUGUCUGUGGGAUGCCAGGCCAAGACGCCGACGUGGUUUGAGGUCGAGCGCCAUCACCUGCCGCAGAGCGAUAGCGAUGGCGAUAUUCUCGCGACUGCCGCUGCUGCUGCCGAGCUCAUCGAUGCUGCGAACGGCGCCGUGCUUGUCCACUGCCAGGCCGGCAUGUCGCGGUCGCCGGCGGUGGUUGCGGCGUAUCUUGUGACGCGGCGCGGGUACUCGCCCGAGGAGGCGUGGCGGACUGUGGUCAACGCGCGGCCCAAGAUCCGACCACGAGCCGACUUUGUGGUGCAAGUGGCGACGCUGGCGGAGGAGUAAAGGCAUGAUCACA
Thecamonas trahens ATCC 50062 is the source of this 799-nucleotide messenger RNA. RefSeq lists its product as uncharacterized. Gene Ontology annotation, biological process: protein dephosphorylation. Lineage: Eukaryota; Apusomonadida; Apusomonadidae. Gene Ontology annotation, molecular function: protein tyrosine/serine/threonine phosphatase activity. The transcript is spliced from 2 exons. The coding region runs from base 1 to 786 and encodes 261 amino acids. The record is from RefSeq and is a predicted model, not a curated record. Gene Ontology annotation, cellular component: cytoplasm.